Messenger RNA from Myiozetetes cayanensis, 1416 nucleotides. RefSeq names its product ankyrin repeat, SAM and basic leucine zipper domain containing 1 (gene ASZ1). NCBI's taxonomy places the organism in Eukaryota, Metazoa, Chordata, Aves, Passeriformes, Tyrannidae. The record is from RefSeq and is a predicted model, not a curated record. Gene Ontology annotation, molecular function: protein binding. Gene Ontology annotation, cellular component: pi-body. The transcript is spliced from 14 exons. Bases 1 to 1416 code for a protein of 471 amino acids. Gene Ontology annotation, biological process: piRNA processing.
AUGGCCGCGCUGCUCUGCCGCUCCUACGUGGUGGCGGGCGGCGACGAGGGCAGCGACAGCGACAGCGACGAGGGCGGCUGGGACAUCGGCAUCGUGCGGCAGGAGCCGCAGCAGUUGGAUCAAAUGUUACAGGCGGAAAAGAAUGAGGCAUUAAAGAAGGCUCUGUUUCGUGGUGAUGUGUCUUUAAUUGAAGAACUCUUAAACUCAGGCGUCAGCAUAGAAACUAGCUUUCAGUUUGGAUGGACUCCCCUGAUGUGUGCUGCCAGCGUGGCCAACUCUGCGGUAGUGCGUCUUCUUCUGGACAGAGGUGCCAAUGCAUGUUUUGAAAUAGGUAAAUACACUGUGUUGAUGGCAGCAUGUACUGCACAAACUUCAGAGGAGAACAUCCUGAAGACUGUAGAACUGCUUCUAUCAAGGAAUGCUGACCCUAACCUUACCUGCAGGAAAGAAAUGACUGCACUGAUGUAUGCAGCUAGGAAAGGCUAUGCUCGUGUUGUUGCUCUGCUUGUCGCUCAUGGAUCGCACAUAAACGCCCAAGAUGAAAAUGGAUAUUCAGCAUUAAUGUGGGCAGCACAGCAUGGACAUAGAAGUGUAAUUUUGAAGUUGCUUGAGCUAGGAGCUGACAAAGAUCUACAGACUAAGGAUGAAAAGACAGCAGCAGACCUAGCAAAAAUCAAUAAACAUUCAGAGAUUUUUAGUUUGCUCUCUUUGGCUGCAAAUCACGUGCAAGGGAGAUACCAUAAAACAGUUGAGCAGGAGGCUAUCUGCAAAUUUCUGACAGCAGUCUCUGACCACAGAGUUGGUUCCUGUUCACUCUUUGAUGACAUGGAAGUGUUUUUACAUGGUCUUGGUCUAGAACACAUUAGAGGACUAUUGAAGGAACAAGAUCUAGCUUUAAGAGAACUUCUGAUCAUGAAAAAAGAUGACUUAAUAAAGAUUGGCAUUACAAAUCCUGGAGAUCAAGAGAAACUCCUAGGUGCUAUUAACGAGCUGCAAGUGGAUGAAAAAAGGCUUGAAGACUUCUCUGAAGUUUUGAAGCUGGAAUUGAGUGAAGAUGAAUUCUGCAAGUUUCUUCAGAAGCUGAAUAAACAGUGUAAUAAGUUGAUCAUUCCUGUGCAGAACAUGAAUAACCAUUUCCGCAAAAAUUCUCACAAGAUGGUACUGCAGUGGGCACCGACUGAAACUUACAUUGAACUCUGCAAAGAUUUGGUUUGCAGUGUUAAAAAGUUGGAAGAAGAAGUUGCCAAACUGAAGGACCUGGUGGUGGAGCAUGAACAGAAGAAUGAACCCAACCAAGUGAAACUUCCGAAAAAAGCAGCCACCUUGGAAAAAAGAUUAGUUAAAAUGGGAGGGACAUCUCCUUCAAUGCAAGGAAAAUCCCAUAGAGUGAUGAGGCUAGAGGAAAAAAGAACAUAA